Lolium perenne is the source of this 1079-nucleotide messenger RNA. NCBI's taxonomy places the organism in Eukaryota, Viridiplantae, Streptophyta, Magnoliopsida, Poales, Poaceae. The record is from RefSeq and is a predicted model, not a curated record.
GUGCUCCACCUCACCAGCACCACACCGUGGUCCUCCCCUCCCCAACCACUUCGCCCCACUUUCCCCCUCCCUUAAAGUUGCCUCCAGGCCCAGCAAACCCUAGUUCGCCUCUCCUCUUCCUCCCUCUUGCAGCCGCCACUAUCUCCUCUUCUCCCUACCUUCCCUUUUUCUCCCUGGGAACGAAGGAGAAACCCCACAGCACCUCUCCAUGUCGCCAUGGCGCCGACGCGGUAGGCCGCCCCUCGCCAAGCUGAAGCCACCAGAAGAUGCGCCGUGUCAUUCUCUCCAUCCUCAUGCAAGGAAUCGAGCCAAGACCCCGUUAAUCGAGCUCAAGAUCGCCGAUACCCAACUCCGACAGCCGGUGCAUCCCCGACGCCAUCUGUCUCGUCCCGGUUCGCCCCCCUCCGACGAAGCCAUGGUCGACCAGGGACUCCGCCAUGGCCGUGUCUGCCCGAGCUUCGCCUCUGCUUGUUUCUUUUUUGUUCCGCGCCUUCCUCCUAUCAACAUAGCAAGUAGCAGCUUAGUGAUCCCGCGGAGAGAGACACUUCUUUUGACGAGGAGCCUUCCCAGUAUCGACAUCAGCAACCGUAGCCCAGAUGGUCCGUUCCUAUGUUCAGCUUGUGGAGAUUAUCUGGCGUCCCAUGGGCCGGUCCAAUCUCCCUCACGCCUCAGCCCAUCGCGCACGCGCGCCCAGCCACGGUCCGCCGCCGCCUCGGCCAGCAUUUGCUUCUUCCCGGAUAGGAAUGCGAAGUGGUGUUGUGAGAUACGACAAGUUCUCCGGAUGUCCCUCGGCAAGCUUUAACAAGCAAGCAUUUCCCUUAUACUCCUGCCCCUGCAGAAGUCGCUCAACUAUUUUAUUUUGCCUUCUCUCUCAUGCUAUCCUUAAGUUGCGUUCUUGUCACGUGUCCUUUCCACUUGUUACCUCAAGCAGCCCAUAUUGCCACCACCACCUCCUACGACUAUUGUUUGGUUAUCGAGUCUGCCCUUGCGAGUCGUAGUGCAUGCUAGUGUUGUUUUAUCUCGUUACCGUUAUUGUUAUCUUAUUGGGUUAUAUGUUGGGAAGAAUCAUGGUUACUUUA